UGCGUGGCUAGGCCUGGGCACCUAGCAAGCAAAAUCUAAAGAUAGAGACUUGUGCACAGAACUGUGUGCUGCGAUCUAGAUGUAGAAGUUUAUAUAAACUUAGAAUUUGGGUAGAGAAAUUCCUGUGUUGACUGUACCUUAUUCAAGAGCAUAACGACAAUGCAAAAUGUGUUGAACUUUUCUUGUUCUCUCAAUUCAGGGGUGUAUUUUGUUCGUCACAACAGUCACCACUUGAGCAGGAUCUACCCCUCAGGCCAGCGCCUCCAUUCCUCCAACUAUAACCCUCAGGAGAUGUGGAAUGCAGGCUGUCAAAUUGUUGCUCUGAACUUCCAGACACCUGGUGAGCAGAUGGAUUUGAACCAAGGCAGGUUUCUGCAAAAUGGUGAGUGUGGGUACAUUCUGAAACCUGCCUUCUUGUGUCAGCCUGACAGUACUUUCAAUCCUGAGAAUGUGGGAGGAGGUCCUGGCCACAGACCUGUCAUGCUCACUGUUCGGGUCAUUUCAGCUCAGCAGCUGCCUAAACCAGAAUGGGAUAAGCCCAGCUCCAUUGUGGACCCACAAGUGUGGGUGGAGAUCCACGGCGCUCCUAUUGACAACAAUAAGAAGAAAACGCAUUAUGUUGAAAACAAUGGCUUUAAUCCACGGUGGGACUGCACCUUUAACUUUACCGUCCAUGUCCCUGACUUGGCUCUGGUCCGCUUUUUGGUGGAGGAUCAUGACUAUACUUCCAGAAAUGACUUCCUGGGACAAUUCACUCUCCCUUUCCCCAGUGUCCGCACAGGUUAUCGUCAUGUCCGACUGCUCAAGAUGGAUGGAUCAAGCCUUUCACCUGCGUCACUCUUUAUACAUAUUAAGGUCACUCCCUGUCAGAAUUCCAAAUCUUCAGCAAAAUCGCCAACCCACUUUCCAACCAAGAAUCCCUAAUCCCACUUCUGCCUUUCAGCCACAUGAUCAUUCCAUGGUAGUUAAUCAGAGAAAACUCAGUGGUUACAGCUUUCUCUCACGGUAUCAUCAACUGAUUCAUUUUUUUUACGCAAUAGAAAUGUUUAAAAACUGUAUUUGAGAUUUGUUAAGAAGACAACAUUGUUAUGCAAUGCUAAAAGCCAAUUAGGUAAUACUAUCCAUACCAGUG
Molecule: messenger RNA, 1132 nt
Organism: Haplochromis burtoni (Burton's mouthbrooder)
Lineage: Eukaryota; Metazoa; Chordata; Actinopteri; Cichliformes; Cichlidae
Product: 1-phosphatidylinositol 4,5-bisphosphate phosphodiesterase delta-3-A-like
Exons: 5
Coding region: 160-924 (254 amino acids)
Biological process (GO): lipid metabolic process; intracellular signal transduction
Molecular function (GO): phosphatidylinositol-4,5-bisphosphate phospholipase C activity
Source: RefSeq, a predicted model, not a curated record